AUGCAGGGAAGAAAGAAAUUUAGGACCAUUUUCCACCUGUCAAGGAAGGUGACGUCCGUCGUCCCGGAGAGCUGCCUCCUCAUCCUGCUGGGGCUGGGCCUGGGGGGCAUCGUGUUGGCUGUGGCGAAGAAAGCCGAGUACCAGCUGGAGCCCAACAUGUUCUUCCUCUUCCUUCUGCCCCCCAUUGUCCUAGACUCGGGCUACUUCAUGCCCAGCCGGCUGUUCUUCGACAACAUCGGCGCCAUCCUCACCUACGCGGUGGUGGGCACGCUCUGGAACUCCUUCACCACCGGCGCUGCGCUCUGGGGGCUGCACCGGGCUGGGCUCAUGGAUCCGGGAGUCGAAGCUGGGCUGAUGGAUUUCCUGCUCUUCGGCAGCCUCAUCUCAGCUGUGGACCCUGUGGCAGUGCUGGCCGUCUUUGAAGAGGUCCAUGUAAACGAGACCCUCUUCAUCAUUGUGUUCGGCGAGUCUCUCCUGAACGACGCUGUCACCGUGGUGCUGUACAAGGUCUUCAACUCUUUUGUGGAGCUGGGCCCAGCACACAUCCAUGCCACAGACUACGUGAAGGGGGUAGCCUCCUUCUUCCUGGUGAGCCUGGGGGGCACAGCCGUGGGGCUGCUCUUUGCUUUCCUCCUGGCCCUGAUCACGCGGUUCACCAAGCGCGUACGUAUCAUCGAGCCGCUCUUCGUCUUCCUCCUGGCCUACGUCGCGUACCUUGCUGCUGAGAUGGUCUCGCUCUCCUCCAUCCUGGCAGUCACCUUCUGUGGGAUCUGCUGCAAGAAGUACGUGGAAGCCAACAUCUCCCAGAAAUCCCGCACCACAGUCAAGUACACCAUGAAGACACUGGCCAGCAGCUCAGAGACCAUUAUCUUCAUGUUUCUGGGCAUCUCGGCUGUGGACACGUCCAAGUGGGCAUGGGACACAGCGUUGGUGCUGGGCACCCUGUUCUUUAUCCUGCUCUUCAGAGCUGUGGGUGUUGUCCUCCAGACCUGCGUGCUCAACCGCUUCCGCCUCAUCCCCCUGGACAGGAUCGACCAGGUGGUCAUGUCAUAUGGUGGCCUCCGCGGAGCUGUGGCCUUCGCCCUGGUCAUCUUGCUAGACAGGGCAAAGGUGAAAGCCAAGGAUUACUUUGUGGCAACAACCAUCGUGGUGGUGUUCUUCACUGUCAUUGUGCAGGCCUUUGACCACAUCCUGGCAGCGGUGGAGGACAUCGUGGGGCACCACGGCUACCAUUACUGGCGGGACAAGUGGGAACAGUUCGACAAGAAGUACCUGAGCCAGCUCCUGAUGCGGAAAUCUGCCUACAGGCUGCGGGACGAGAUCUGGGACGUUUACUACAAGUUAAACAUCCGUGAUGCUAUUAGCUUCGUCGAUCAGGGUGGCCACGUGCUCUCAGCCGCCAAGCUGGCGCUGCCCUCCAUGCCCAGCCGUACGUCCAUGUCGGAGUCGUCAGUCACAAACCUCCUGAGGGAGAGCGGGAGUGGCGCGUGCCUGGACCUGCAGGUGAUUGACACGGUGCGGAGCCGACGGGACAAGGAGGAUGCAGCCAUGCACCACGUGCUGCGAGGGAGCCUCUACAAGCCCCGCCGGCGGUACAAGGCCAGCUACAGCCGUCACUUCAUCUCUCCAGAUAAACAAGAGCGCCAAGAUAAAGAAAUCUUCCGGCAGAACAUGAAGAGGCGGCUGGAGACCUUCAAGUCCACAAAGCACAACGUCUGCUCCUCCAAGAGCAAGGCCAGGCUGAAGGAAAAGGGCAGGAAAAAGAAGAACAUCUCUCUGACCAACGACGCACCCAAUGGGAAGACGCACAGAAACGUCCCCUGGCAGGAGACAGCUCCUGUCCUGGUGAUGGUCAGUUCAGAGGAGGAGGAGAGCGAUAGCUCGGAGACAGAGAGAGAGGACGAUGAAGGGAUUGUAUUCAUCGCUCGAGCCACCAAUGAGGUCCUGCAGGGAAAGACAACUCCUGGCAGCCUGGAUGUCUGCCCCAGCCCCUGCAUCAUCCCACCAUCGCCCACCUUGGCAGAGAAGGAGCUACCGUGGAAAGGAGACCAGGCUGAUCUGGCUGUUUACGUCUCCUCGGAGACCACCAAAAUCGUGCCAGUGGAUAUGCAGAAGGCGUGGAACCAAAGCAUCUCCUCCUUGGAGAGCAUCGCUUCCCCCCCAGGCAUUGAGAGCGGACCUCAGCAUAGGAGAUUCGCCUGCCCUGUGCUGGAAGAGCAACCCCAGUCUGCGAGCCAGGCGAUGCCGGGGCAGAGCUCCUGCUUCCAAUUCCCCAGCCAUGUCUCUAAGGGCGGCCGGUCGCAAAGCGACAGCAGCCCGGACGGCGCUGAGCAGCAGGAGCUGCAGCCUUUGAUGGCCACAGAGGAGCAGGGCAGGAUGCUGCCCACCACGGAGCCCAGGUGGCUGAUGUUCAACAGAGCGAGUCACCUCUGA
Messenger RNA from Pygoscelis adeliae (Adelie penguin), 2433 nucleotides. It is a transcript of the gene SLC9A5, whose product is annotated as solute carrier family 9, subfamily A (NHE5, cation proton antiporter 5), member 5. Gene Ontology annotation, molecular function: sodium:proton antiporter activity. NCBI's taxonomy places the organism in Eukaryota, Metazoa, Chordata, Aves, Sphenisciformes, Spheniscidae. The record is from RefSeq and is a predicted model, not a curated record. The transcript has 15 exons. The coding region runs from base 1 to 2433 and encodes 810 amino acids. Gene Ontology annotation, cellular component: membrane. Gene Ontology annotation, biological process: proton transmembrane transport; sodium ion transport; regulation of pH.